Cordyceps fumosorosea ARSEF 2679 is the source of this 813-nucleotide messenger RNA. RefSeq lists its product as hypothetical. The coding region runs from base 1 to 813 and encodes 270 amino acids. The record is from RefSeq and is a predicted model, not a curated record. Lineage: Eukaryota; Fungi; Ascomycota; Sordariomycetes; Hypocreales; Cordycipitaceae. The transcript has a single exon.
AUGCCGUCCUCUCUCACCAACACAUCCUCCAACCGGCAGUCCUGGCCACCCACGCAGCUCCGUCUCGUCCGGGGCGGCUCCCACAAGAGCAUCGAGCCGCGUCCUCUCCUCGAGGACAUUGACGAGGAUCCCCUGACCUACUUCCUCACACCAAACCCUGACGACGACGAAGACGACGACGACGACGAGCUGCCGUUCGCCGACUUUGACGCCGGCAUCGAGGUAGCCGGCCGUCCCCGUCGCGACGACCUGGUCCGCAGCGUCAGCCCCUCUACGCUCGAUGGCCUCGGCAAGAUCCGCCGCGCCGCCGCGUCCCCCUCGGACUUUGACUCGGACGGUCUGACGUCCGACGACGACGACGGCGAGGACUACGUCCGCCUCUCGCCCUCGCCCUCCCCGCCACCGGUGCGCCAGGGCCUCGCCGUGCCGCCACCGCCGCAAGGUCGUCACAGCUUCACCGUCGGGAGCUACCCGUUCGGGCUCCGCUCGCGCAGCCCCGUCGCGCGGACGGCAUCGCCCCCGUUCCAGGUGUCAUCCUCGUUCCCGCCGCCGGGGUUCCGCGGGAGGCCCGCUGCAACUGCUCGCCGUGGUCGGUGGUCGGUGCCGGGCGCCGCGACGCAGCGCGUGGCGAGGCCGGGACAUCUCUGGCGCGAGCCGAGCGCGGACGUCUGGUCCAUCGAAGAGGAGACGGAGGAGGAGUUGACGAGGAGCGAGACGCGCGGGCGCUUCGCCGCCGCGAGGGCCGGGGCGACCAGGGGUCAGGGCGCGAAGCCGAUGAAGAGAGUUCGCUUCGUCCUCCCCAGCGAGCAGUAA